ACAUAAAAAAACAACAACUAAAAACCUAAGUAUGGAAUAUUCCUAAAGUAAUUUUUGAUUAUUAAGUUUCCUUAAAAACAAAGCCGUUUGGGGUGUUCAGUAGUGUUAUCAUGGAACGAGUGGUCGUAUAUCAAGAAAUUACGUUUCUGAGCACAGAUAACCCCGACAUGGGGCAUUCGGUUCAGGCAUCGCAGCCAUUUUGAAUAGUGGCUUUUCUGGCGUCACUUGUGUUACACCCGUGUGUGGUAUCGAAAUCGGAACGACUGUUGUCUUCUUUCUGCUUUUCUCAUUUUGUGGUUUCAUGGUGCUUCUUCGAACUUCCAAGUUGCUUCGCGCUUCUGGAUGCAGGGGUCCCAUCACAGGGACGGCACACAUUGAAAAGUUCAAUUUUCAUAUAUUUGGAAGUAUUUUAUUCAAUCUGUGUAAAGCCUGUCAAAUAAAAACUAUGGCUGCCAUUCCCCCUUGCACUUUCACCGCGGGAAGGGUGCGCGAGAGACUGAGCGACCGAGAUAAAAAAAUUGCUUUAUUUCCUAAGCACAGCGAAUACGGCAAAUUCUUUGAAACCAAGUUUGCAGAGCUUACACCGUUGAAGUACAACAGCAAAUUGAUGAACAGCAUUUGGGGCCUGUACAAUCGCUAUUCGCCUCAUAAUGUGAAGAAGAUUAAUGAAGCCUCCUUUGUUUUUAAUGGGGAUUUACAGCAAUCUGCUGUCAAUUCCUUUAACAAGGCCGAACCUGUUAUUAACAUACCCCCAGCCAAACUGGAUAACAUGUGGGCUGCAAUAAAUGUAUCUCAAUCUCAUUAGAAAAAAUAAAUUGAAAUUUAAGAGGGUUAACAUUGUUGUUUUAUUUGUGUAGCAUCUUUGAAAUACAAUCAUAAUUUUGUGCCAA
This is a messenger RNA of Diatraea saccharalis (sugarcane borer), 890 nucleotides long. Lineage: Eukaryota; Metazoa; Arthropoda; Insecta; Lepidoptera; Crambidae. The record is from the annotation of a GenBank genome assembly.